Messenger RNA from Caenorhabditis angaria, 6713 nucleotides. Lineage: Eukaryota; Metazoa; Nematoda; Chromadorea; Rhabditida; Rhabditidae. The record is from the annotation of a GenBank genome assembly.
AUGAAUGGCGGUAGAUUCGAUUUCGACGACGGCGGGACGUAUGUUGGCGGAUGGGAGGAGGGAAAAGCGCACGGACACGGUGUGUGCACUGGACCGCAAGCCAAAGGCGAAUACGCCGGAGCGUGGCAUUAUGGAUUUGAGGUGAGAGGGGAUAAUUCUUGUUUCCUUGUUCAACGAACACAGCGCGACAACUGUCAUCAUUUGUUGUUUUUUGCCCUCCUGGAGAGAAGGCAGUGUAAAAAUCAUUGAACUCUCUCUGUUUCUUCUCACCCACUUGAAGCCAUAAAUCAAGAAAUCAGAAUGAAAAUUUGAAAAUUUGAAUUCAAGUCGAAAAAAAAUAAUAAAAAACAUUUUUUCAACAAAAAAUUUCGUCAAAAACUAUAUUUUUUUCCUAUUUUUUGACAUUUUUCUUAAUUUUUGUGUCGAAAAAAAAGGCAAAAAUAGAAAAAAUAUAGUUUUUUGACAUUUGAUGAAUCGAAAUCCAAAAAUCCACAAAAACCUAAGAAAGAACGAAAAAAUAAGAGUGUGUGUGUCAACACCGACUGCCCGCAAACACCAAAUCCUACGCGCAAUCUUGUAAAAAUAAAAUAACGACACUCCGCUCAGACAGUGUGUGAAAAUUAAACAACAGGCAAGCCGAUUUUUGACAAAAAAUCUUUUUUUUAUUUUUUGUUCGACCUGAAUCACCCCAGAAGUGUUCAAAACGUGUUUUUGACCAGUAGUGCCCAAUAUUUUCCAAUAAUCAACUUAGCUUUAGUGUUGUCUUACAGGUUUCUGGUGUUUACACGUGGCCAUCUGGUAACACCUAUCAAGGACAAUGGCAGAAUGGAAAACGACAUGGAUUAGGAACAGAGCAGAGGGGAAGGUGGAUUUAUCGGUGAGUGCAAACACCACGACGCAACCGUGCACAGAAAUUCUCUUUCCGGGAAAAAACAUCGGUUUUUUUGCAGAGGUGAAUGGACGCAAGGCUACAAAGGCCGCUACGGUGUCCGUCAGUCGGCGAAUUCGCAAGCCAGGUAUCAGGGCACCUGGUCGGCCGGAUUUCACGACGGCUACGGAACCGAAAUCUAUGUGGACGGCGGAAAUUAUCAGGGACAAUGGUUGCGCGGAAUGCGACACGGCUACGGUAUCCGCAAAUCGACGACGUACGGAAAUGCGGCGAAAUUCCGGUCGAAAUCGCAGACGCAUGCGUCGCUGACGAGUUUACGCAGUGGGCGGAUGGAUGAGGAGAAUGGCGAUGAAACGCAGCAAAGUGAGUUGGGAUAUAUUUAUUUUCUGGAAGAGCUAAGCUAUUCUCUUUUCAAAUUUAAAUAUAAACAAUUUUCAAUUUCGAAAAAAAAACAUCUGCUGUCAAUUGUCCUGAAAAAUCCACCUGACUUCAGAAAAAAAAUUCACGAAAUAAAAAAAAACACAUUUUUUAACGUGAAAAAACCAAAAAAGUGAUUUACUAACGGUAUUUUUAUUCAUUUCUUACCAUUUUCUUAACACAUUGAAUAAAGUUAAGCUAAAACGCAUUUUAGUGUCCAGAAAUAUUCUAUUUCAAGACCUCAUGAUGAAUUUUGGCUGAAAAAUGCUGAAAUUCGUGAUUUUAAAUCUAAAAAACGCUGAAAAUUGUGAAUUUCAGGCUCUAACAGCUGAAAAUCUGAAUAUAAUUGACCAACAUUUUUCAGCCAAAAAUUGAAUUUUCUGGAGCUGAUUUUUCUGAUUUUUCCGCUUCUGGAACAACUUUCCGAGCUUCAGACGAAUUUGAAGCUAAAUUUUCAGGUUUUGGUCAAUCAUAUUCAGAUUUUCAGCUGUUAGAACCUGAAAUUCACGAUUUUCAGCUUGAAAAUCGAUAUUUUCAGCAUUUUUCAGCCAAAAUGCGUUUUAGCUUCACUUUAUUCAAUGUGUUGAGAAAAUUUAAAAAAAAAUGAAUAAAAAUACGGUUCCUGAAGGUUUUUAACGUUAAAAAACCUUUUUUUUUAUUUCGUGAAUCACUGCAUUACAAAAAAAAUGCAAAAUGUUUGCAGAAGAAGGUCUAACGGGUCGAGGAGGAUUUGUGCUGCGCGCCAAUUCAGCCGCCCCUCAACGUCGCCGUCGAUCUCUCUCCGAACGAUCUCUCGCCGUCAAGCGAACUCUCCUCUCCGGACUGCGCAUCAAAAAACAACACUCAACCGGUGAUAUUCAUCAACGAGUCGCCUCAAUGACCGGAAGUCUUCGAUCCAGCGGCUCGACGAUGAGCUGCACCAGCGAGGAUUCGUUACACGGUGGCGGCGGACAUCAUCAUCAUCAUCACCAUGGUUUGGGUGGACAGGAUGAGGAGCCGGUGGAGGAAAGUGUGACUGAGAUUUAUAUGGGAGAGUGGAAAAAUGAUUCGAGAAGCGGGUUUGGGAUUUGUGAACGGAGUGAUGGGUUGAAGUGAGUUUUUUUAAAAUUUAAUUGCAAAAACUGUGUGCGGCAGUUGCAUUUAAGCCACGCCCACUUACACAUACAUUUUUAACUCCACAAAAUAGCGUCAGCUAGUCCCUCGUAAAAAUUUCGAAAAUUAAUGAAUAUCGGUGUGCGCGCGCGGUCGCGAUGCGGUCGAACGAAAAUCAAUAUCGCCAAUUUUUUUCAUUUUUCCCUCGAAAAUUAAUUUUUCCCUCAGUUUUCAGUCUGAAAAACCUAAAAUAUUAAAUUUUGUUUGAAAAUGUGACCAUUUUCACCAUUUUUGCUGAAAAAAACUUAAAAAAUGAAUAAAUUCAAUUUAAUUACGCAAAAAAUGACCGUUUUUGGUGAAAAAACGACCGCAUCGCGCCCGCGCGCGCACACCGACAUUCAUUGAUUUUCGAAAUAUUUACGAGGGACUAGCUAUCGCUGUUUUCCUUCACGUAUUUUUUUGGCUUUCGGUUCGCGGUUGGUAUACUGUAUUGACUUUUGCAAACACGGUGACGCACAAAUGCACAAAAAUGUCUCGCGUCUCUCCAUUUUGCGCGCUGUGUUUCGAAAUUGGUCUCGCCACGAACCCCGCGAACCGAGAUUUUUUGUUCAGCAACAAAAUACGUGCCUCUCUUUUAAGUUUUUCAAAAAUCAAAUCCAAAUCUCUAAUUUCCAGAUAUCACGGUGAAUGGGCGAACAAUGCGAAAUGCGGAUUCGGCGUAACCAUUCUCAAAGAUGGAACUCGCGAAGAAGGUCGCUACAAAAACAACGUGCUCAUCAUGUCGGCUCGCCGAAAAGGCGUGCUCUUCAUGAGAGCCUCGAAAUUCCGCGAAAAGGUCGAGCAAGCUGUCGGAACCGCAUCGCGUGCCGCCUCAAUUGCCCAACAAAAAGCCGACAUUGCCGCGAGUCGCACAUCAACAGCUCGUGAACGCAGCGAACAAGCACAAUUUGUGGCUGCGCAAGCGAGAGAGGAUAGCGAGAUUGCGCGGAUACAUGCCAAACAAUUUGACCCGAGUUUUAAGCAGCCCGGAACUCGCCGGUUAUUAUUGAAGGAUAAUAAUGGAGGAGAGAGUUUUGGGACGGAUUUGAGUGAUGCGAUUAGUUAUUCAAGGCAUUUAUCGCAAACCCAUAGCAAACAACAUUCUUUCGAGCAAAAUUUGUCGGUUGAUAUGGGUGAUGAGAUGGCUUCCACUUCGAAACAACAAGCAAAUCAUGUUGGUGGAAAUCAUGUGAAGUGAGUUUUCGAAGAGGGUCAAAAGGCUCCACCGAAAUAAACACGCAACGCAGACCGCGUCGCGCUAUAACACACACAAAUGAGGGAACGAUUCAAAUUCCCUCCCUUUUUUGCGUGUGUUGUGGCGCGGCGCGGUCUGCGUUGCGUGUUUAUUUCAGUGGAGCGCGAAAAAAUUGAAAAAUAUUUAAAAAAAAAAAAUAUUAUACCGUAGUUCUUUUUCGCGACGAGACCCUGUGUGUUUCAGCUGUUGCGCCUUUCAAAAACUACGGUAUUUUUUGUUUUUUUUUCGAGGUUUUUGCAUGAAAAAAGGCGGAAAGCAAGAAAUACUGAAAAACAGUGUUUUAUUGAGGAAAAAUCGAUUUUUCGGGUGAAAAUUACGAAAAAUUAGUUGUAAUUCACUUUUCUCAAGUUGAAUUUCUCGUUUUGAUCAAAGGCGCAUGGAUUUUUGAAAGAUGUGGGUCUCGUCGCGACGAAAAAACUACGGUAUAUAAUUUUUUUUACGUUUAUAAUACCCAAUUCUAAUAAGCUAAUGGGCGGAGCAAAAUCCAAUCCUUGAUUAAUAUGAGCAAUUCAUCAUUCAGCUUUCAACCUCAUGUAUAUACGGAUCAGACACCAGUCGAAGGUCACGAUUUUCUACCACCGCAACCGCAUCUCAUCGCAAACAACGUUCAGGAAAUGCCAAGUAUUGCUGUACAACAUCAUGAAGAUGAGGAGAAGCCGCUGAUAAUUCCGCCGUCGACUUCGCAGCUGGGAGCAGCAGCGGCUGGAACAUCUGGCACGAAUCUGAAAACGCAGGCGCCGAAUACGAUGUCGUCGAGGUUUUCGUUGAGGUUAGUGUUUAUGAACCUGUAUUCCACGUGGCAAAAUUUCAAGGAUGUGUGUUUUUCGAAAUAAAAAAUAAAAUUCAGGAAACUUGAAAACUGCCACGUGUCAAUCUCAAAAAUAUUAUGUUUAUUACUUUUUUGGAUAAUUUUUGAACCUCAGAAAAUUUUUUUUUUAAUUUCAGAAAAUUUGAAAUGCCACGUGGCAAUUUUUUUUUUGAUUUAGCAAAGAAAUUUUUUUAAACGUUUUCUAGUCUCGAGUUUUAAUUAUUGAAAUUUUUUCUUUAAAAUCCACGUGGAAACAUUUUUGAACUGACAAAUUUCUAACUGCCACGUGGAUUUUUCUUUAGGGCUGAACGAAAAAAAAUGUUUGAAAAUGUUUUUUAACAUCGAAAGAUCAAUUCACGAAAAGUCGAAAAACGUCGAAAAACCAUUAGUUUUUCGAGUUUUUCAGCCAAAAAUGAUGACAAAUCAAUAUUUUUCAAGCUUCUGGAGUAAUUUCUGAUUAGAAUAAGCUUCGAGAACCCUAUUUUGCUUUAUUUUAUUGAUUUUUUUCGAAAUGUAAAAUUUUUUUAUUUACGAAAAAUCAGCAAAACCUUCUUAAGGUCAAUUUUCAACAAAAAUUACUCCAGAAGCUUGAAAAAUAUUGAUUUGUCAUCAUUUUUAGCUGAAAAACUCGAAAAACUAAUGUUUUUUCGACAUUUUUUGACUUUUCGCAAAAAAACUAAUUUCCACGUGGAAAUAUUGCUGUUUUGCAAAUCCUAUUUCAUUUUUCAUCAUCAUUUCAAAAAACCAAUUCAUUUUUUUUCCUGCAGCGACGAUCACUACGAUCAAUAUGUGAUGGCUGGCAGUAAAGUGGCAAGUGCCAGUGGUUCAUCAUCUCCUCCAGGCGCAAUCGACCAACAACAACAGCAAAAAUUACGACGCAACAGGCCGUCGCUGAUGAGACAGGCGGAUGUCAACGAGACGAACAGCGUAUGUUUUUUUCUUGCAGGAUUUUUUUCAUCUCAUUUUUGCAGGCAGCAUCUGGUAUUAAUCGACGUUCGACGCUGGCUUCUGCGAGGGAUCGAAAUGGCGACGCCAGGAUGAAUCCGUCGAUUGCCGCGCUGCAGCAGCAACAACAGAAUCAGCAAGGCGAUGAGAAUAUGGGAAGCUUGCCGAAUUUGGCGGAACUUGAAACGCAGGGGGUUAGUGUGGGGCAGAAUUUUCAUCAAUUCUAACCAUUUCUGACGUCUAAAUCACAAAAAAUAACCCUAGAACCCAAGAAAAAACGAAAAACGAGGAUUUUUGCAAAAAUUUUCGAAACUUGUCCGCGAGAACUACACAACGCGUCAUUGCGGAGUGUCGUUGUUUUUUUUUGAAUUUUAUUUUUUGACGUGGAGGAUUUCUUGGUUCUAGGGUUAUUUUUCGUGCUGGGAACGAUGAAAUCAUUGAAAAAAAUUGGUAGUGUAAUUCCACGUGGAUUUUUGGCGCCAGAAAUUUUUUUUGAAAAAAUUUCCGAGUGAAAAAAAUUUUAUUUCGAGAAAUUUUAUGAAUGAGCCAAUUUUCAAUUGGGGCUGAAUUUUAAGAAUUUCAGGAAAUCUGAAAAUUUCGAUUUUUUCGUACCAAAACUCUAGAAAUUGCAGAAUUUCUCUAUUUUCAAAUCUGAAUUUUGAAAACAAAUUUUUCCACGUGGAUUUUUGGGCCUCAAAAACACUGAAAAUUAAAAACCACGUGGAUUUUUCAUCUCCAAAACCCAAUUUCAAAACCGAAAAAAAAUAACAUUUUUAAACUUGUCCGCGAGAACUACACAACGCGUCAUUGCGGAGUAUCGUUGUUUUAAAAAAAAAAAGGGUUUUAACGGGGAAAACUUGGUUCUAGGGUUAUUUUUCGUGCUGGGAACGAUGAAAUUACCGAAUUUUCAAAUUUUGCAGGUUCGACUACGUCGUGAAGAAGCGGCGCGUCUCGCCGGGCAGCGUCGUCAAGAAGUUCUUCGCGAGCAAGAAGAACAAGCGCUGCUCCGCGCCAAUCCGCUACGUCAUUUCCUGCAACCGGCGUUCAGAGUGAGUUUUUGAAUGGAAUUUUUGACUAGAGUGUAGUUUAUGUGUGAUUUUUAGUGAAAAAUCCGAAUUUUUAACCUCAAAAAUUCAAAUUUUUUCGCAUUUCAGGGCUGGCUGAUUCGAUGGCGAGUUCCAAUUCUGUUAGCAAUUGCCAACAUCUCUCUACUAUGUCUUUUCUACAAUCUUCUCACUUAUGAAAAAAAGAAGAAAUCUUCUAAUUAG